AUGACACAACAACCAAGUCUUAGUGGUUGCAAUGCCCUCAUUGCCUCGUUAGGGGCCGACAAGGUCGCGCUUCCCGGAACUGACGCCUACAACGCGUCACUCGCAUCCUAUUUCUCGCUGCAGGUAGCUGCCGUCCAGCCGCUCUGUUUCGUGGCCCCCAAAACGGCCGCCGAUGUGUCGGCGGUGCUUGGAGUCGUCGCAGCGAAUCCUGCUGACGGCCUCCACGACUUCGCUAUCCGGUCUGGGGGCCACAUGUGCUUCCCCGGUGCGUCCAACGAGCCGGGGGGAGUGACGGUAGACUUGCGAGGUCUUGACUCGAUCGAUCUAAGUCAAGAUAGAUCGAUCGUAUCCGUCGGCCCUGGCUCAACUUGGGAUGCGGUUCAUGCCAAACUCGAUCCCCUUGGGCUCAGUGUCACCGGGGGCCGAGUCGCCGGCGUUGGUGUUGGAGGGUUGACCCUGGGAGGUGGCAUCUCUUUCUUUGGACCUCGCUAUGGUUGGACCUGCGAUACUGUAACUGCGUUCGAAGUUGUCCUAGCAGACGGCUCUAUCGUAGAAGCAAAUGAGAGUGUUAAUCAGGAUCUACUCCAGGGGCUACGGGGCGGGUCGAAUAAUUUUGGCGUUGUCACACGCAUCGACCUCGCAACCUUCGAUCAGGGUCCAGUAUGGUCCGCUAGCCUUUACAAUCCCGUCUCUACGAUAGAUGACGUGGCCAGGAUUGUUACCAACCUUGUGGCGCCAGCCAACUACGACGAGAAUGCCUCGUUCAUUGUCGGAUUUGGGUAUUCACAAACCGGAGGUCUGACGGUCAUCAACAACCAGCUUGUCUACACGAAGCCAGUCGAGGAUCCACCAUACUACCAAGAAUUGCUGAACCUGCCAUCGAUUAUGAAGACAUCGUCAAUCGUUGACAUGACGACACUUUCGCGGCAGCAGGCACAAUUGCUUCCUCCAGGAGCGGCUCGUUAUAUGUAUGGGACAGUCACCAUCCUCGCCACCGAGCCCAUGAUCCGCGCCACCUUCGACGCCUGGAACAGCAGCCUGGAAGGCGUCAAGGACAUCAGCGGCCUGACCUGGGCAUUAUCGCUGGACUCGGUGCCGCCAAGCAUGUCGCAGCGCGGCGCAGGAACCAACGCUCUGGGGCUUGCCGAUUGGAAGGAGUCACGCAUCGUGUGCCUGUUAUCACAGGCGUGGGCGGACCAGGCCGACGACGAGCGCGUCUACGCCGCGUCUGCGGCACUGAUCACGGCCAUCGAAGACGCGGCGCGGAAGCUCGACGCCUAUGAUCCCUUCCUUUACCUCAACUAUGCCGCCAAGUGGCAGGACCCGAUUGCCAGUUACGGAGAGGCGAGCGUGCAGCAGCUGCGCGAGGUGAGGGGAAGGGUGGAUCCCAAGGGGGUGUUCACGAAGCUCGUCUCGGGCGGGUUCAAGAUCCCGUCUUAA
Neoarthrinium moseri is the source of this 1440-nucleotide messenger RNA. RefSeq lists its product as uncharacterized. Lineage: Eukaryota; Fungi; Ascomycota; Sordariomycetes; Amphisphaeriales; Apiosporaceae. The coding region runs from base 1 to 1440 and encodes 479 amino acids. Gene Ontology annotation, molecular function: FAD binding. The transcript is spliced from 3 exons. The record is from RefSeq and is a predicted model, not a curated record.